Messenger RNA from Mercurialis annua (annual mercury), 789 nucleotides. Its product is annotated as E3 ubiquitin-protein ligase SINA-like 10. Bases 1 to 789 code for a protein of 262 amino acids. Gene Ontology annotation, molecular function: zinc ion binding. The record is from RefSeq and is a predicted model, not a curated record. NCBI's taxonomy places the organism in Eukaryota, Viridiplantae, Streptophyta, Magnoliopsida, Malpighiales, Euphorbiaceae. The transcript has 3 exons.
AUGGAGGUUAAGUGUGGAGACUUCAAGAGGUCAACCAGGAUCAUGAAGUUUGGUUUUUGUGCUGCUAGUGCAGUUGCAGGAUCAAUGCCUGAUAAUACAGUCUGUUCGUUUGAUCUUGAACUCAUAGAUUAUGUCGUAUGCUGUGAGCCUCUAAGCCCUCCCAUUAUUCAAUGUCAGAAUGGACAUGCAACAUGCAACUCCUGCUCUGUGAAGAUGGGUCAAUGUCAUGCUUGCACUUUGCCAAUCGGACCAAUGCGCUGUCCGAUAAUGGAAGCAGUCGUGGAGUCUUUAACGGUUUACUGCCAGAACAAAGUAUAUGGUUGCCAAGAAAGCUUCAGUUACGACGAAAAGACAAAUCACGAGAAGUACUGCUCUUUUAUAGAGUGUUCAUGCCCGCUUCCAGAGUGCAAUGUGAAGGGCUCCUCCGAAAUGAUUUAUGCUCACUGCAAAGAGUUGCAUAAAUAUAUUCUCACACCAUUUUACUUUGGACAUAAAUUUGUAGUUUCUGUGGACAUGAAUGAUAGGGGUUUGCUUCUCCAAGAAGAACAAUCAGACAUUGUGUUUGUUCUGAACAACACAAAGUGCUCUUAUAGGAAUAUUAUAACAGUGCUUUGUCUUGGGCCAUUGUCAAACGGAAGCUGCCCUUAUGACAUCGAAGUGAAGUUUGAUGAAUCCUCAAUUCACAGGUUUCAUUCUUCUACCAAGAAUUUUCAAGACACCAACAAGUAUUACCGUUCAUUGACAGGAUUCCUUCUUGUAGUGACCAAGAUUUAUUUGCUGACGGGUUGA